This is a messenger RNA of Pipistrellus kuhlii (Kuhl's pipistrelle), 933 nucleotides long. Its product is annotated as pepsin A-5-like. Bases 186 to 668 code for a protein of 160 amino acids. The record is from RefSeq and is a predicted model, not a curated record. Gene Ontology annotation, molecular function: aspartic-type endopeptidase activity. The transcript is spliced from 2 exons. Lineage: Eukaryota; Metazoa; Chordata; Mammalia; Chiroptera; Vespertilionidae. Gene Ontology annotation, biological process: proteolysis.
GGCUUGCAGUGCUGAUGGGAAAAUCGAUCUUAUCGGGAGGCUUAUAGUGUUUUAUCGGGGCCAUCAGCAGCCCUCCCAGGGGAUCACAAGGGCAGGUCAGAGCGUAUAUAUCGGCAUCGCUGGCCCAUUGGCUCACACUCCAAACCCGAGCCUUCCGGAGGACGUCACGCAGGGGAGAGCGCACGAUGUGGUGGAUCGGGCUCCUCAGCCUGGUGGCCCUCUCCGAGGGCCUGGUCACCAUCCCUCUGACGAAGAUCAAGUCCACACCGGAGAGCCUGCGGGAGAAGGACCUGCUGAGAGACUACCUCAGGCAGCACCCCCACAGCCACACAUACCAGUUCCUGAGCAAAAAGUUUGUCAGCAAGGAGCCCCUGAGGAACUACAAGGACGUGAGUGUGCGGGGCCCAGCCCACAGCCUUCUCUUGGUGCUGGCCCAGCGCUGGGGUUCACCCAGGGCAGGGAAGCCUAGAGGGGUUGGGGCUCCUGCAGGCAGCAAAGCUAGGAUGCCUGGGACCCUCCCUGGGGAUGAGGCACUCCCCCUUGGUUCUUGGUCUGUGGUGACGGAGUCCAGCCAUGGUCAGGCGGCAGGCACACAUCCAUCUUGGGCCAAGGACACACGACUGGGCCCUGCGGACCAGGUGCUGGUUGGGCAGAUUCUGUCCUUCUGAACAGGCACCACCGCUGCCUCCACGGGGACUCCAGUUUGACACCCAGGCAGAGGACGCCCCGAGAACCACCCCAGCAGAGUCCCUGAGCCCCUGCAGUGUGGAGGCUAUGACACACCAGCAGGGUGCUAUGGCUGCCGAGAACAGAGGGUCUGGCCUGGUCUGCAAGAACAUAAAGGCCAAACCAAAGGGCGGCCUCUGAUAGUGGCAUCACCGGCGUUGAGUUGGGAGACAGAGGCCUGGGUGACCUGGGAGGGCUUCCCGGAGG